UCACUUCAGUUCAGUUCAGUGUGUGUGGAAGAUGUUGACACGGAGGCUGUUCCUUCAGCUCCGAGACUGAGAAAACCGACGAACUGACGGGGAUACGAGAUCUCAACGUGUCUAAAGAGAGGAAUAAGAUUAGGGUUAAAUAUCAAGCUCAGAUAUCAGGACUGGUCUAUGUGCCACCGGGAUCUUCCACGCACAGUGCGCCGCGGGUUUCAUUCGCUUUCAUUUCAGAUUCACCGGGACGCAUGGGUGGGAAUCUCGGGUGCCACCGGUCCAUCCCAAAGGACCCCACGGACUUCUGUCAGGGCAAGCGCAAGUUCAGCGCGGCAUGCAACUUCAGCAACAUCCUGGUGAACCAGGAGCGGCUGAACAUCAACACCGCCACCGAGGAGGAGCUCAUGACUCUCCCGGGCGUCAACCGCGGGGUGGCUCGCAACAUCGUGGAGUACCGCGAAUGCAUCGGCGGAUUCAAGAAAGUCGAAGACCUGGCGCUGGUCAGCGGGGUCGGUGCCACGAAACUAGAGGCUAUUAAACUAGAGAUCUGCGUGUCGAGCAAGAACAGCUCGUCUAAUCAGUCGCCCUCGUCUCUGCGCAAAGAGCACGAGCACCUGCCGUGCACCGGCGUCAACAUAAACACCGCCACGCCGCCGCAGCUCGUGAGCGUCCGCGGCAUCACCGAGAAACUCGCCAAGAGCAUCGUGGAGUUCCGGUCCGCGCACGGUCCGUUCCGAAGCAUCGAGGACCUGGUCAAAGUGCCCAGCAUCAGCUCGUCCCUGCUGGACCGCAUCCGCUUCCAGGUGUUCGUGGAGCGCUCCAGGACUCCUUCCACCAACACCAACGGAGGCGUCACGCAGCCGAGCCCCGCGUCCUUCAGUGAGGACAGCGAGGAGCCGGACGUCCCGCUCGGGGGACCACCGCUCGUCACCUCUGCGCGCCCCUGCGUGGAGCCUCCGGCGGGCACGCGCGAUGGGAAGCCCGUGGUGCGCGUGGCCACCUGGAACCUGCAGCGCUGCUCCAGCGAGAAGGCCAACAACCCUGGGGUCAGAGAGGUCAUCUGUAUGACCCUCCUAGAAAACGACAUCAAGCUGCUAGCGAUUCAAGACUUGGCCGAUCGUGAGGCUCUAGACAAGGUUUGUGCCGAGCUGAAUCAGCCCACUCUCUGCAGCGUACGCAAGUGGACGAGCGCCAGAGGCCUGUGGAAAUGUGCCGUUUCAGAGAAACCCACCGGACAGUCCAGUAACGAUGCUGAGUACUCGGGUUUCCUGUGGGACAGCUCUUCUGGGAUCCAGUUGAAGGAUGCCACUGUCUUGGAAAAUGCGACGACUAAUGGUAACGGGACGCAUCUACACCCUCAGCCCUACCUGGGACAUUUUUAUAUUGGCUCGUCUGAGCUGACGCUGGUCAAUCUACACCUGACAGCAGCGCCGUCGUCUGCAGAAGACAAGAGAAGAAGUGUGUGUGACCGACUGAGCGCUGCUCUCCAGGACACUCUCAAAGGUGAGAGAGAGCUGCUGGUGCUGGGACACUUUGGCAUGGCUCCCGACAGCCCUGGGAUGGAGUGCCUGAGGAAAGAGAAACUGUGUGCCCUCCUCGCGCCGUCCGUCUUUACUAACAUCAGCACCCGCGCCCCGCAGGGAUCCCUCUGUCUGGACAACAUCUGGACCAGUCGCUCCCUGAAGAAGACGCACACAGGUCACUGCUGGGUGGUGCGCGAGGGCCUGACCAACCCCUGGAUCCCUGAUAACUGGUCGUGGGGCGGGGUGGCGUCUGAACACUGUCCCGUGGUGGCCGAGUUCCUCGUGGACGUCGUGCUGAAGGAGCACCUGUGCCGCGGGAACGGAGUGCCGGUGGUGGAGAGAGGAGACUCCAUGUCCAAACACGAGCGGUGACCUUUGACCUUUGACAUGGACCCCGCGGAAAGGGUCACCCGCGUCUGGACUGACACUACGACUGUGUGAAUGCAGAUGAAGAGAGUGAGAAGUGCACCAUGAUUGCCUUUGUCUUGUCUGUUCAAUGUACAGUAGAGAUUCUAUACAGUUGAUUUUAAUACAGAACAAUAUAAUAAGAGAGAUAUUUAAACACUUAAAGAUUUAUUAAACAUGUACAUACAAUGAAGGUUAAUAAGAAACAAAUUACUAUUGUUUGCCAAAACUUUCUAAGUGAGAACAAUAAAUCAAUAUUUACAACCUGA
Messenger RNA from Carassius auratus (goldfish), 2188 nucleotides. It is a transcript of the gene eepd1, whose product is annotated as endonuclease/exonuclease/phosphatase family domain containing 1. Gene Ontology annotation, biological process: DNA repair. Gene Ontology annotation, molecular function: DNA binding. Gene Ontology annotation, cellular component: plasma membrane. The record is from RefSeq and is a predicted model, not a curated record. The coding region runs from base 243 to 1886 and encodes 547 amino acids. Lineage: Eukaryota; Metazoa; Chordata; Actinopteri; Cypriniformes; Cyprinidae. The transcript has 7 exons.